AUGAAAAAUGGUAUCGUGAUAUUUAAUAUAAACACUUUUGGUAAAUGGUGUACUCCAUCAAAUGGCUACUAUUUCAUAGUUGGGAUUGGUAAAAACUUCCAAAGAUUUGACAGUAGUAUUAAACAAGUGUUGUUAGAAUUGGAAUUCCAACCAUUUAAAGAUUUUAAUAACACAUCAAUUGAUAUUUAUUUAUUUAAAAGGAAUCUCAGAUCAAUUAAAAAAAAUAAGAAAAAUGCCUACCAAGGGCGGACUAGAUCAUUUAUUGAUAAUCAUACGAUAAGGUUAAGAGAUGUAAAAGCUUCCACUAUUCGAGAAACGUAUGUGGAUUGGGAUAAUCUAAAUAUCGUAUUUCCUCGGUCAAAAUUGUUCUUUCAGAUAUCUGUUGAGUACUAUCCUAGUACGCCUAUUGUACCGAUAAAGGCAGAUAAUGCUUUGGACUUGUAUUGGAAUAAAGAACAUGUUAGUAACAAAGAACAUAAGGAUGCAGUAACUAAACCAUUAAUAAUUCAAAACUGUAAAGAGAAACAGAAAGAUUUUAUAAUAACAUAUUCUCAUACUGGAAAAUUUAAGAAAAUAGGUAACUUAUUCAAAACUUUGUUUAAAGGCCAAGAAUGUGAUAAUAAUGGUAUUCCACAAUUUUAUGAAGAUACAUACCUUGAUAUUGAUAACCCAAAUAUAAAUAUGGAAAGUCAAUCGGUAUUUUCAACCGCCUUGAAUCAAAAUACAUCGAACCAUUCAUUUUGUACUGAAAUUGAUUUUCCAUUAGACGAUAAAAAAUACGACGACUAUCAAUUUAAUUAUGAGAUUCCAUCAAUUACCAAUGAAAAAGAUUGUAAACAAAAAGGUGAUAUUUUACCUCUGGGGACAGCUGUUCCAAUAUUUUUAAAUUACUUAUCGAACAGAGUACUAUAUAAUGAACACAUUAAUUGGACCACUAUAUUUGAGCCCAUGAACGUGAAGGUUACUGGGUAUUUAGGUAAUGGUAAAUGGACAAAUUCAGAGUUAUCAGAAUCAUUAUUAUCAUGGUAUUUACAACCCCAUGUUAAGUCAUUAGUACUGCCGAGACUACCACCAAAAUUAUGUCCGAGGAAUAUCCUAUGGGAAGAAUAUUAUUUAAUCGACAAGCAGGAGUUAAUAACUCAGUAUUCAACGAGUUAG
Messenger RNA from Maudiozyma barnettii, 1158 nucleotides. RefSeq lists its product as uncharacterized. The transcript has a single exon. The coding region runs from base 1 to 1158 and encodes 385 amino acids. NCBI's taxonomy places the organism in Eukaryota, Fungi, Ascomycota, Saccharomycetes, Saccharomycetales, Saccharomycetaceae. The record is from RefSeq and is a predicted model, not a curated record.